Molecule: messenger RNA, 922 nt
Organism: Mugil cephalus (flathead mullet)
Lineage: Eukaryota; Metazoa; Chordata; Actinopteri; Mugiliformes; Mugilidae
Gene: gins3
Product: GINS complex subunit 3
Exons: 3
Coding region: 130-765 (211 amino acids)
Biological process (GO): mitotic DNA replication initiation
Cellular component (GO): GINS complex
Source: RefSeq, a predicted model, not a curated record
GCAGCGCUCUGAUUGGUCGGUGUUUAUGGCGCCAACGGGAAGACAAAGUGUAAACACAGUUGGGGAUAUUCUGUUUUUUUAGUGGGAAUAAGUCGGUGAAUUGCUUAUUGCUGAUUUAUAAACGUACUAAUGGACACACAGUCGUAUCAUCCCGUCGAAGCCGGAGUGGGGAUGGAGGAGAAUUUCCUGUCUUUAGACGACAUUCUGCUCUCUCACGAAAGACUUCCUAUCCGGACCGAGUGCACCUUCCCCCGGCUUGGAUUCCUGGAGAAGUCGGGCGACACUCAGGACAUCCCGGAGGGUUCAAAGAUGGAGCUUCCUCUGUGGCUGUCUAAGGGUCUGUAUGAGAGGAAGAGGAGGGUCCUGUCUGUGGAGCUGCCCAAGGUUUACAAGGAGGGCUGGAGGACGGUGUUCAACGCCGACCCCAACGUGGUGGACCUGCACAAGAUGGGACCCUACUACUACGGCCUGGGCUCCCAGAUGCUGCACUUUGACAGCCCCGAGAACCCAGAGAUCGCUCAGACCUUGCUGCAGACGUUCGUCGGCCGCUUCAGACGGACCAUGGACUCGUCCCAGAACGCCUACAACGAGGACACGUCGGCGCUGGUGGAGCGUCUGGACUGUCUGGAGAAGGGUCUGUUCAGGUCCGGCCAGAGCGGCCUGAACGGCUUCCAGGGCUGGGAGAAGGGUCGGGCCUCGCAGCUCACCGCCUCCAACCUGGUCCUCAACUACCGCAAGAGGAAGAUCACCGACAUCCAGACCUGAAGCCGCCGCCGCCUCAAACAGACUCUCAUCAACCUCUUCCUAUUUAUUUUGUUCGGUUUUUCUCAGUGGAGAUUUAACAGUUUGUCUUUUCAGUUUUAUUAAUCAGUCUUUGUGGGUUUUAUACACAAUAUAAAAAUAAAAAUAUAUAUAAUAAUAA